Messenger RNA from Prorocentrum cordatum, 324 nucleotides. Lineage: Eukaryota; Dinophyceae; Prorocentrales; Prorocentraceae. The record is from the annotation of a GenBank genome assembly.
AUGUGGACGUCAGAAUGCCGGGCGGCACGGAUAGGCCGGUCCACCCAAAUAUCCAGAGUGAUGCCGCCACGCACACACGUGCGAGGACACGAUAGCUUGUACCAGAUAGCGCCAAAAUAUAAACCCAUGAGCCUUGUUCGCGAUCUGGUCGUUGCUGGAGUCGGUGAGCUGGUCGAUGAGGAAGCCGGCAAGCUGGUCGGUGCGGCAGGCCGCGAUCUGGUCGGCGCCGGAGUCGGAGAGCAGGUGAACUGGCCGAUGAGGGAGCAGAAAACGUGGUCGUUGCGGCAGGCCGCGAUCUGGUCGGCGCGGGAGUCGGAGAGCUAG